Nicotiana attenuata is the source of this 2044-nucleotide messenger RNA. RefSeq names its product GPI mannosyltransferase 2. Gene Ontology annotation, biological process: GPI anchor biosynthetic process. The record is from RefSeq and is a predicted model, not a curated record. NCBI's taxonomy places the organism in Eukaryota, Viridiplantae, Streptophyta, Magnoliopsida, Solanales, Solanaceae. The coding region runs from base 94 to 1596 and encodes 500 amino acids. Gene Ontology annotation, cellular component: mannosyltransferase complex; endoplasmic reticulum membrane. Gene Ontology annotation, molecular function: alpha-1,6-mannosyltransferase activity; GPI mannosyltransferase activity. The transcript is spliced from 8 exons.
ACUAAUUACUUUUAUCUUUUUCCUUUCUUAGUGUUACAAAAUUUGGUGUCCUAAAUUCUCCGACGAACAACGCUGCCGAUAACCGCCGGGAAAAUGACCGGGAAAUCCUCCGGCGAUCUCAACCACCACCACACUCACCUCGUUCUCAAAUACGCCGUAGUUUCUAGACUCAUUUUAGUCUCCUUAAUACUUCUCUGGCGAUCACUGCUCAGCCCUUACGACACCUCCGCUUCGAUAAAUCCUAGCUGCCUCUCCGGUUCGGAGUCCGGUUCGGAUACGGUGUACUUCCCGCGAUUAGCAUCGGCGAUUGAGGAUAGCAUUGUUUGGGAUAGUGUGUACUUCGUUCGAAUCGCGCAGUGUGGAUAUGAAUAUGAACAGACAUAUGCUUUUUUGCCUUUGCUUCCGAUUUGCAUUUCUUUGCUUUCGCGAACAGUAUUUGCCCCAUUGAUACCUUUUAUCGGACAAAGAGCUGUUCUCGGGCUGUCUGGCUAUGUGCUUAAUAACUUCGCUUUUGUUUUGGCUGCAUUUUAUCUUUACAGGCUCUCAGUUAUCAUCUUGAAGGACUCGGAGGUGGCAUUGAGAGCUUCUAUAUUGUUUUGCCUUAAUCCCGCUUCCAUAUUUUACUCAUCAAUAUAUACUGAGAGUAUGUAUGCCCUGUGUUCCAUUGGAGGAUUGUAUUUCCUCAUGAGGGGUUUAAAUAACUUUGCAACCCUUUGGCUUGCUCUCUCUGGAUUUGCAAGGUCGAAUGGAGUGCUUAAUGCUGGCUAUAUUUGUUUCCAGACAAUGCAUAGGUCCUAUGAAGCAGCUUUUGUUAGGAAGCAUGCUUGUGCAGCCUUGCUGGUUCUUAUUUCUGGGGCUUUGCGUAGCUUGUUUAUCGUUUUCCCCUUUAUUGCUUUUCAAGUCUAUGGGUACUUCAACAUGUGUGUGGGAGGGACUUCAGAUGAAAUGAGGCCUUGGUGCAAGGCAAGACUUCCUUUACUCUACAACUAUAUUCAAAGUCAUUAUUGGGGAGUGGGUUUCUUGAGGUAUUUUCAAGUAAAACAAAUUCCAAACUUUGUUCUUGCGUCCCCAAUAUUAUCUCUUGCAUUUUGCACAAUCAUACAUUAUGUGAAGUUGUGGCCUGAGGUUUUUGUCUCACUUGGGUUUCGGGUAUCCUCUCCAAAUAAAGAACUUGCUGCUUCAUCCAUUCCUCUAGAGAGAAGUGCAGGACCCAAGAGUGUUGGCUUUCCAGUGGAAAACAGAUCUGAUGCUGGGCAAGGCAACUCUCUUAGAAGGCGGAAACCAGCUGUGGGAGAAGAGAACUAUGUGAUACAGCCAUCAGAAGAUGAAGCAACAGAGAAUCCAGGAUUUAAACCAGUUACUAUUGUCCCCUUCAUUCUACAUCUUGUGUUCAUGGCCGCAACAGCUUUUUUUGUCAUGCACGUACAGGUUUCAACUCGAUUCUUGUCUGCCAGCCCUCCUCUCUACUGGUUUGGCUCAUAUGUCAUGGCAUCUCAUUGUCUUAGCAAGAGAUGGGGAUACAUUAUUUGGACAUAUUGUGCAGCUUACAUAUUGCUCGGCAGUUUGCUUUUCUCUAAUUUCUAUCCGUUCACCUGAGAUGUCUGGUAACAUUUCAUUAACUUAAAGCUGAACUUUCUUGUUGUCUGAUUCACCAUAAUCUGCCUCAUUUUUGAUGUAUCACAUCCAAUGGCUACCAUGCAGCAACAUCUGGCAUUCCAAUUUUGAAGGAUAAAAGUUGUAGCCUAUGAUGAGUAGAUAUAUGGAUACUGGUUUUGAUGAAAGAUGAAUUGUCGAGCAGUUCGCUUUUUUCACAUUUAACCCUUGAAAAGUUCCACUAACUUUUACAGUCUUUUGAUAUUGCAGUAACUAGAAUUACUAGAUUAUGGUACCUCCGAUGUUGCAGUCAAUUUUGUUUGGCAGAAUAGUUUGAGAUUAAGGAGCAGUUAGACUGAAAGUUAUUAUUUACCUUGUAAUAGUUGAUAUUGGAGCUGAUUACUUAUUCAAAUAAAGAAGAAGAAAGUUGAUAUAGGAGCUGAUUGUAUUA